AUAGCGCCGAGCCCCGAGCCCCGGAGCCGGCCGCGCGUCCCGAGAACGCCGGUGCCCGAGGACGCCGACAGCACCAGCCUCCCUUCUCCCCUCCCGUCCCUGCCCGGCCCCGCACUCCUCCCCCUGCUCGCGGCUGUGUGUCAGCACUUGGCUGGAGACUUCUUGAACUUGCAGGGAGAGUGACUUGCGCUCCCCAGCGCCCGUGCCUCUGCCGGCCGGGGAUCCAGCCGGUCGUCCCGAGCCCCGCACCCCGCCGCCGGGCCGACCCGGGACGCUGUUCCCUGCGCGAGGAGGCGACUGUACGGCCGGGAAAGGGGACGGACACCCGGUCCCCGCACCGGGCCCUUCGGACAGAGCUUUUUCCAUGUGGAGGCUCUUUCAAUGGACGUGUCUCCGCGUGCUUCCUAGACGGACUGCGGGCUCCUAAAG
Molecule: messenger RNA, 429 nt
Organism: Chinchilla lanigera (long-tailed chinchilla)
Lineage: Eukaryota; Metazoa; Chordata; Mammalia; Rodentia; Chinchillidae
Product: translation initiation factor IF-2-like
Source: RefSeq, a predicted model, not a curated record